CGUCUCCCUGCGGUGGUGAAUGGCGGUCAGAAAGUCCAGACGAAGGAGAGAGUGAUCUGACCAUGACAAAGGUUCAGUGACUAUUUCCUUUAAGUCCAGAUCUCUCGACCACUGACCAGAGACAAAAAUCAGGUCCAGAGUGCCACCCCCAAUGUGAGUAGGGCCAUCAACUACUUGGGUCAGGUCCAAGGCCGUCAUGGAAGCCAUGAACUCCCGAGCUGCCGUCGAUGACGAGCCGGACGAUGGCAAGUUAAAGUCCCCCAUGACUAAAAGUCUGGGGGUCUCAACUGCCACCCCGGCCAGCACCUCCAGGAGCUCGGGCAGGGCAGCUGUCACGCAGCAAGGAGCCAGGUACGUGAUCAGCAAACCCAUCUGGCACCUAUGACCCCAUCUCACAAAGAGGGAUUCGCACCCGGCAAUCUGAGGUACAGUGGUCUCCCUCAGCUCUAGACUCUCUCUAAUCACAACCGCCACCCCGCCACCCCUACCCUGAGCCCUGAGAUUGUUCUGGGUGUGUAGGAAAUUCAUAAUUGGGACAGUUGCAUGUUGCGUUCCAGUGGAGGAGCAAAACGGAAGAAUCGAUCAGAGAAUUUGGAGGGAGGCUGCACUCCCUGGAAGGAUUGUGAUGGAGUGGGGGAAGAUAAUUUAGUCUGAUGGGGGAAGAAUGGGCGCUUCUCAACGAUUGACAUUUCUCCCCAUCAGAGGUCCGCAUGCAGGAGAUGUUGUCCAUGGGGAUUGGGAACAAGCCUUUCCUGGACAUCAAGCCUAGCGAGGCUGCCAUUCACGACCGAGCCAUCAAUUACAUUAUGAAAGGCAGAGGCGCCAGAACCAGGGCUUCCAUCGCGGUGUCUGUCUUUGACCACGCCAACCCUUACAAGAGAUCUCCGACCACUCUGUCCGCCGGCAGCCCAGCCUCCUGCUCGGGGAUUGGGGCUCUCAACCUACACAUGUACCUGGAUCAGACCUUGCUGCCUACAGUGCUGCCCACCAACCUUCCUUUAAGGGCUGGGGUCUGCCCUGAGGAAGAGGAGAUGGAGAACGAGACAAGCAGUCAGCCCUCUAUGACCACCGAGAGCUCCGGGUCCUCCCAGGGCCUGCCUGGAAGUGGCUCCAGCAGUUCUGACAGCUGCCUUCACAACUUGAGCGAGGACUGGAGAUCCCCACUUCCUACAGACUUCUCCUUAACCACCACAGAUAUGGAGAAAGGCUGUUUCCCCAACAACCAGUAUGUUUCAGCGGUUUGAAUGCAGCCAGAAAAGAAGGAACCCGAUUGCUGGGCAGACCCCUGAUGCUACGAGGGCCCCUUAUCCUCCUGUCAAGCUCUACAGGAGGGAAGCAGGCUCUGGCCUGCCUCUUCCGGUAGUCUGAGAGCUGGCACGGGGAAGCAGCAGCAGCUGAGAAAGGCCGGUUGACGAGGGUUGGUAGCUCGAACAGGACCCAAAGGCCAACUGCGGUGGCGGGGAGGGGAAAGAAGUGCAAGCGGGAGAAUGAUCCCACCGCUCGCUGGCUGGCUUGGUUUCCACACCUGGCAGGUUUUGUUCACACACAAGUUUCAGUAAUUGUAUAAAUAUGCAGAAGGAAUCAAAUCCCAGAAAUAAUUAUUUCUGUAUGAACAUUAAAUCUUGUAAUCUAGCUUUUUUGCUUUCUUGCCUGGUGCUUACUAAUGAUUUCAAAAGCAAGUUCCACAGAAAGCAAAGUGCCAGGUCAGCCCCCUUGCCUUCCUGUGAGGUAAAACAGCAGCUUGGAUUCUUCUGCUUGGCAGGACGAGGCCUCCAUCCUCCACCUGAAGAAAGGUUCCUUUGUUUCUUUGAAUCGGGAGCUGCUCCUUUGGGAGUUUUCUGUGAUCCUCUAGUUCAAUAAAGGCACCUCUGACUCAGCCCGUUGAGCGGAUUUUUUUGAGAGUUCAGUUUUUCACGCACCUUCUCUAGGCACCGUUAUGAUGUUGUUGUUAAUCACAACUUUGUUCCAUUCACAUGCUAUGAGUAUAGCUUUUAUUUAAGAAUUGACAGUUUCACUUUGUGAGAACAGGUAUUAUUGCAGCUAUUUGGUGCAAUAUAGCAUGGAGACCCUCUGUAUGGGAUUUAGAAACAUCAGAAAUGUUUUCUUCUUAAUUUAUUACUGGCUUUUAUAGAGUUUACAAAAAAACUGAAGAAAGCUUAGACUAAAUUUUGCAGGAACACAGCAUCUCACUCACAGUUCUGGAACUCCUUGAUUUUGGUUAUUUUUUAAUUAUUGUUACUGCUAGAAAUAAAGUCCUAAUAUAUAGUUGCCACCAAUGUUAUUUUUAAAUCUCAAUAAAAAGUUUGUUUCUU
Ahaetulla prasina is the source of this 2312-nucleotide messenger RNA. RefSeq names its product puratrophin-1-like. Bases 711 to 1244 code for a protein of 177 amino acids. The record is from RefSeq and is a predicted model, not a curated record. The transcript is spliced from 4 exons. Lineage: Eukaryota; Metazoa; Chordata; Lepidosauria; Squamata; Colubridae.